ACGUUGUCCGAAACCGUCCAGCAGGCUAACAAAGGCGGCUGUUGGGGAAGCUUGACCGGCAGUUCGUCGAUUCAGGACACCAUCCAUUCUCGACUGGCUGGAAACUCGUCAGCCUCUCGCGUCCGGCCUACAUUCAUCCAUGCAGCGAUCAUCAAUGCUGAUUUCAUGGGUCUCGUGCAAACCCAUGGGUGCCCUAACUGCAACUUUGCCCCCCAAAUCAAAACGGGAGGCAUUGCCUCAUGCAGAGGAUGACUGCCCGCCUGUUUCGCUAAAAUCACGCGGCACAUGCGCUACGCUACGCUACCGUCACAGACAAGAACACCGUCGUUCGUCUACACGCCGAGACCCAGCACACUCUUCGAAUCAUCUCGCCGUCGGAGAAACCAACUCAACACGGCUGAGCUCAGUGCAUCCGUCCUCUAUUCCCCGAGGUAGUCGGCUCGGCUGAGGUCUGCACUGCGAGAGAAACCGCCGUGGCAUGCAUCAUUUUAGAACUUAGAGUGUUGGGACCAAAGUGGCUCCCACACCAACGAGGGCCGAGUUGUAUCUUCAGAGGUGG
This is a messenger RNA of Chaetomium fimeti, 559 nucleotides long. RefSeq lists its product as uncharacterized. NCBI's taxonomy places the organism in Eukaryota, Fungi, Ascomycota, Sordariomycetes, Sordariales, Chaetomiaceae. The transcript has a single exon. The record is from RefSeq and is a predicted model, not a curated record. Bases 140 to 448 code for a protein of 102 amino acids.